AUGGCCGACUAUUCGCAAUACCAAGGACCCAAUCCCGAGUGGGAGGAAUUCGUGCGAGUGACCAAUAUCCCUCCCGCGGGGCUGGCACCGGGGCAGACUCCGGCAGACCUCAGGAGGGCAACGAACGCGGGCAGGGUGACAGCAUCCAAGACAGUCCUCGAGGCAUCAGGACUCUUGGAUAAAGUGAGCUGGCAUGACGCCGAUAUUCCUACACAGGAUCACUCCACUGUACCAGCCCGCAUCUACAAACCUAAGGGUAUCGAUUCGUCCACGACGGGGCCGCUGCCAGUCUACCUGUUCUUCCAUGGCGGCGGCUACCUCUUCGGCAGCCUCGACACUGAGGACGCCGCCUGUGCCCGCGUAGUUGCCAUGUCCCCUAACCCCGUUAUCGUCGUACACGUCAACUACCGCCACACACCGGACUUCCGGUAUCCAACCCAGCACAACGACGCAUGGGACGCGUUUCUCUGGCUCGGCAAGAACAUCGCUUCCAUCGGUGGCGAUCCCAAGAAGGUGAUUGUGGGCGGCAUCUCCGCUGGAGGCGGCCUCACAGCAGCUGUUGUGCUCCGAGCAGCACAAGAUCUCAACAGUGGUGACACCAACUUGACAAUCAUCGGCCAACUGCUUCUCAUCCCGUGGAUCCUGCACCCCAAGGCGUAUCCGUUCGAGCAGUUGGCCUCUAAGGAGAGGUCCAGUUGGUGGCAGAACGAGCAUGCCCCCGUGCUCCCGCACACGCAGAUCAACAUGUUCCUCGACGUCUGGGACAGCGCCGACACGGACCCGACGGACAUAUUUCUCAGCCCAGUGCUGGCCCCGGACGACAAGGUCAAGGGCAUACCCAAGACCGUCGUCGUGGCUGCGGGGAUGGACCCUUUGCGGGAUGAAGCGCUCUUGUACGCUGACAAGCUGAAGAGGAAUGGGGUACCAACCAAAGUCCACGUCUUUCCCGGCCUGCCACACGGCUUCAGGCGGUUCGAAACUCUCAAGGCCAGUAGGCGGUGGGAUGAAGUCAUCGUCGAAGGGAUCCAGUGGUGCUUGUCCGAUAACCGCGAGAGCUCAACCAAGGUCGAGCUGUGA
Molecule: messenger RNA, 1077 nt
Organism: Fonsecaea multimorphosa CBS 102226
Lineage: Eukaryota; Fungi; Ascomycota; Eurotiomycetes; Chaetothyriales; Herpotrichiellaceae
Exons: 3
Coding region: 1-1077 (358 amino acids)
Molecular function (GO): hydrolase activity
Source: RefSeq, a predicted model, not a curated record